AUGGGACGAGGUGGAGGAGCUCGAGAUAUCAGUCUCCCAGUUUGUUCUACAAAAGAAGAGAUACUUAAAGAAAUGAUAUCUAUCUUCUUUACAAAUGGAAGUAGUGUUUUUGGAGAUGCUUGUGCUAUGAAAUUCGAGUUAGGAAACUUCAAAUGCGAGGAAAUAAAAGAUGAGGGCUUUACUUUAGCGAGAUACAUUACACAGCACAAGUUGUCCAAAGCAAGAAUAUAUUUAUUGUCCAAAUUGGAGGAAGGAAAUGAAAGAGUUUCCCUAAGCAACAGUGAGGAUGAAUUACCAUCUGCUUUUGAAUUGCCACCUGCUUUUGACAGUCCAGAUCAUGAAUGCCAAUCCAGCGCCAUUCUUCUUGGGUCAUCGCUAGAAAGAAGCAGACUGCGGGAACAGCAAGAUGCCGAAUUCAGGGAAUCUUUAUUUCGAGACCAGCAAACUGAGAUUGAAAAAGAACAGGAAAUGGAACAAUUCAGAGAUCAACUAAACAAACAAGAAAAUCUGUACAAAGCUCGGUGUGAAAGGGUUCCACAAGAACCGAACUUGGAUGAUCCACAUGCAAAUAUGUCGGUUAGGCAUGUUAUUCUAGGAGUUAAAUCACGCAAGUUUCCGCUGUCAUGCCAAGUUUCUUCUCGAUCCCACGUCACCAAUUGA
Messenger RNA from Paramuricea clavata, 660 nucleotides. The record is from the annotation of a GenBank genome assembly. NCBI's taxonomy places the organism in Eukaryota, Metazoa, Cnidaria, Anthozoa, Malacalcyonacea, Plexauridae.